CAGGACCUCUUUGCCUGACACGCGCCGCGGUUCACCCCGCUUUCCCCGCCCGAAGGAAGGGCGAGAGGCCAUCGCAGCAAGCCUCGUCCCUGCGCGCCUCCCGCUCUCCCCCGACAGAGGUCCCCGCUCGCCUCACCGCGGACUCCAGCCACAGCCCUGAGCAAACCUCCGUCCUUCCUCCUCCUCCUCCCGCGAAAGGGAAUGCCGCCUGGCGGGCAAAGUUAACAAACGUGGCGUUAGUGCGGGGAGGAGAGGCACUUGGCGGCGGCGGCGGCGGCUCCUUCUCCUCCUCAGCUCCACCUUCCCUGUGAGAGUCGGACGGGACGCACUGCCCGCCUACCUGCCCCACUCACCUCUGCCGGGCGACCGCGGCGCCCUCACCUUUCCUCCUCCUCCUCCUCCCCAGUCGGGGGAAGGGAGGAAGCGGCGGCGAGUCGCGACCCCCAUGGCGCUGGUCGAGCUCUACACGCAGUACAACAGAGUUUGGAUCCCUGAUCCCGAAGAAGUUUGGCGAUCUGCUGAGAUUAUAACAAAUUAUAAGAUUGGAAACCACAUACUUCAUCUACAGCUGGAAGAUGGCACGGAAUUGAAUUACCCAGUUGAUCCUAGUGCUUUGCCUCCUUUGCGAAAUCCAGACAUUCUGGUUGGUGAAAAUGAUCUCACAGCUCUUAGUUAUCUUCAUGAGCCUGCUGUCCUGCAUAAUCUCAAGGUUCGCUUUGUGGAGUCCAAGCUAAUUUAUACCUAUAGUGGAAUAAUUUUGGUUGCUAUGAACCCCUACAAGCAGUUGCCUAUAUAUGGAGAUGCCAUUAUCCAUGCCUACAGUGGCCAGAAUAUGGGGGAUAUGGAUCCACAUAUAUUUGCUGUGGCAGAAGAAGCUUACAAACAGAUGGCAAGGUUGAGUAGAUGGAACAACAAGAAUCAGUCUGUUAUAGUCAGUGGAGAAUCAGGAGCAGGAAAAACAGUUUCUGCUAGAUAUGCUAUGAGGUACUUUGCUACAGUCAGUAGAUCAAGCAGCAAUGCGCAAGUAGAAGAUAAAGUGUUGGCAUCCAAUCCAAUAACAGAGGCUGUUGGAAAUGCGAAAACCACACGCAAUGACAACAGCAGUCGCUUUGGGAAAUAUAUGGAAAUCAGUUUUGAUAAGAGGUACCAGAUCAUUGGCGCAAAUAUGAGAACAUACCUGCUUGAGAAAUCCAGAGUUGUCUUUCAGUCUGAGAAUGAAAGAAAUUAUCAUAUAUUUUAUCAGUUGUGUGCAUCUGCUCUGAGACCAGAAUUUAAACAUCUUAAACUAGGGACUGCUGAAGAAUUUAACUAUACUAACAUGGGUGGAAACACUGUGAUUGAAGGAGUGAGUGACAAAGACAACAUGUUGGAAACUCAAAAGACAUUCACCCUGCUAGGUCUUAAGGAAGAUUUCCAGAUGGAUGUUUUUAAAAUACUGGCAGCAAUUCUACAUUUAGGCAAUGUGCAGAUAGUGGCUGUCGGUGAUGAAAGAUCUUCUGUUAGUCUGGAUGAUAAGCAUCUUAAUAUAUUCUGUGAACUUCUGGACUUGGAAAGCGACAACAUGGCACGAUGGCUGUGCCAUAGAAAAAUUAUCACUACUUCGGAGACUGUAGUAAAACCAAUGACAAAAUCUCAAGCUCUUAAUGCCCGUGAUGCUCUGGCAAAAAAGAUCUACUCUCAUCUCUUUGAUUUCAUUGUGGAACGAAUUAACAAGGCAUUGCAGUUUCCUGGCAAGCAGCAUACCUUUAUUGGUGUUUUGGACAUCUAUGGAUUUGAAACUUUUGAUGUGAAUAGCUUUGAACAGUUUUGCAUCAAUUAUGCCAAUGAAAAACUACAGCAGCAAUUUAACCUGCAUGUCUUUAAACUUGAACAAGAAGAAUAUAUGAAAGAAAAUAUCCCAUGGACACUCAUUGACUUUUAUGACAACCAACCAGUGAUUGACCUUAUUGAAGCUAAAAUGGGCAUUUUAGAGCUGCUGGAUGAAGAGUGUCUGUUACCUCAAGGAACUGAUGAAAAUUGGCUUCAGAAGUUAUACAACAAUUUUAUAACUAAGAAUCCGCUCUUUGAAAAGCCAAGAAUGUCCAACUCGUCUUUUAUAAUCCAGCACUUUGCUGAUAAGGUAGAAUAUAAAAGUGAAGGAUUUAUGGAAAAAAACAGAGACACGGUGUAUGAAGUAUUGAUUGAAAUCUUGAAAAACAGCAAGUUUCAACUAUGUGCCAACUUCUUUCAAGACAGACCAAUACCCAUUUCCCCCUUCAGCUCAGCUAUCAAAGUUAAAUCUGCAAAAACGGUGAUCAAGCCACCUAAUAAGCAGUUCCGUACAACUGUUGGUGAUAAGUUUCGCAGUUCCUUAUAUUUAUUAAUGGAUACACUUAAUGCAACCACACCUCACUAUGUACGAUGCAUAAAGCCAAAUGACCAGAAGUUAGCAUUUGAGUUUGAUUCAAAAAGAGUGGUUCAACAGUUGCGAGCUUGUGGUGUGUUGGAAACCAUUCGGAUUAGCUCUCAGAGUUACCCAUCCAGAUGGACUUACAUUGAGUUUUACAGCCGUUACAGCAUUCUCAUGUCUCAGCAUGAACUCUCUUUAAAUGAUAAGAAACAAAUUUGCAAGAUUGUUUUGCAGCGGCUAAUCCAGGAUCCUAGCCAGUAUCAGUUUGGUAGAACAAAAAUUUUCUUCAGAGCAGGUCAAGUUGCUUACUUAGAAAAGCUACGGUCUGACAAAUUGCGGCAGGCUUGCAUCAUGAUUCAAAAACAUACCCGAGGUUGGCUCCAACGGAAGAAAUUCCUUUGUAUCAAACAAGCAGCAGUUACAAUACAGCAAUACUUCCGAGGACAGCGUUCUGUACGACGAGCUAUAACAGCAACGGCCCUAAAGGAAGCAUGGGCAGCUAUUGUUAUCCAGAAGUACUGCCGGGGAUAUCUGGUGCGUAGACUUUGCCUGCUCAUCCGUGUGGCUGCUUUGACAAUCCAAGCUUUUACCCGAGGAUUUCUAGCAAGGAAGAAAUACAGAAAGAUGCUUGAAGAACACAAGGCUUUAAUCCUCCAGAAAUAUGCUCGAGCUUGGCUUGCUAGGCGCAGAUUCCAAAGUAUUCGCCGUUUUGUCUUGAACAUCCAACUUUCAUAUAGGGUACAGCGACUGCAGAAAAGAUUGGAAGACCAGAAUAAGGAAAACCAUGUAUUAUUGGAGAAAUUGACCACUCUAGCCUCCAAUCACUCCAGUGAUGUAGAAACAAUUCAGAAGCUUCAACUGGAUCUUGAAAAAUUAGCCACAGAAAAGAAAAUAUCUGAAGAGAAAGAGAAGAAAUACAAGGAUGAUUACCAACAGAGGAUGUCAAAACUUGAAAAUCGCAGUUCAGAGCUACAAGAACAGAAGGUGAAACUGGAAAAGGAGCUUCAAGAGAAAACUGAAGAAAUGAAAGAUAAAAUGGAUGACCUGACAAAACAGCUCUUCGCCGAUGUUCAAAAAGAAGAAAGGCAACGAACGAUACUUGAGAAAAACCUCCACAAUCAGAAACAAUACUAUGAAAAAAAGAUUGAGUCUCUAAAGACAGAAAUAAAGUCUCUCAAAGAUGAAAAUGAUCAGCUCCAAAAUGAGGUUCAGGAAAAUCUCCAAAUUCAGGAUGUCUUAAAACUGGAAGUAGAAGAACUUACGAGCCAAGCAAAGACAAUACCUGAAUUGCAAAAAGAGAUUGAACUUGUUCAGGCUCAGAAAAUGGAUCUGGAGAAGCAACUACAGUACCAGAAGCGUGAAAUGAGAGAAAAGAUGUCAGACCUUGCAAGGCAGCUUCAUGAGAGCUUUGAUUUUGCAGAUGUAAGGAGCAGAUUAUCUCCUGAAGAUCUGGAACAUUUAAAUGAAGAUGGGGAACUUUGGUUUGCUUACGAGGGCCUGAAAAAAGCCACACGAGUGUUGGAAAGCCAUUCCCAGUCUCAGAAAGAGAACUAUGAAAGGGAAAUAGAGGGCCUCAACUCCAAAGUUGAGCAUCUUAGUCAAGAAAUAAGCCACUUACAGCAGCUGUUUCGGAAGGAAAAUGACAAAAACGACAUCAUCCAACUCCAGGUCGCCAGACUAACAUCGGAAAAUAUGAUGAUUCCAGAUCUUAAACAACAGAUUUCUGAGCUUCAGAUACAGAAGAUGGAUCUUGAAAACCGUCUUCAAGAAGAAGUUGAAAAGAAUAGAGAUAAAAUGGAAGAAAUGAUAGACCUAUUGCAUCAUAAACUGGAAGAUAACGGCACACAAAAAAGAGCAUUACAAGUUCAAAAUGAAAUAUACACCAAGGAAAAAGAAAAGCUAAUAGUUGCAGCUCACGAGUUUCAGCAGACAAACGAUCAAAUGGAGAAGCAACAUGAACCAGAGAAUGAAACCAAGGGCAAAAUAUGGCAGGAUGUGGCGUAUCUUACCAUGGAAAACACGAAUUUAGAGGAGGAGCUGGAUAAGAAUGACAGAAUAAUAAAAAACCUUCAGGAUCAAAUCAAGACCCUUAGAAGGUCUAUACAUACAGCCAGUGACGUGUCUGUGUCAUCCAUGCCUAAAGAGUACAUUGGAAUGCUGCAGUACAGAAAGGAAGAUGAAGCAAAAAUUGUUCAGAAUCUGAUUCUUGAUCUGAAGCCCCGUGGAGUGGUGGUCAAUAUGAUUCCAGGGCUCCCAGCUCAUAUCCUCUUCAUGUGUGUGAGAUAUGCAGAUUAUCUGAAUGAUGAUGGUAUGCUGAAAUCUUUCAUGAAUAUGGCAAUCAAUGGUAUCAAACAAGUAAUUAAGGAACAUGUUGAAGACUUUGAGAUGUUGUCCUUCUGGCUCUCAAACACGUGCCAUUUUCUUAACUGUCUGAAACAAUAUAGUGGGGAAGAGGAAUUCAUGAAAUAUAAUACUUCACAGCAAAAUAAGAACAAUCUGAAAUACUUCGAUCUGUCAGAGUACAGGCAGGUUCUUAGUGACCUGGCCAUUCGUAUCUAUCACCAGUUCAUUAUCGUAAUGGAAAACAACAUUCAGCCAAUGAUAGUGCCAGGAAUGCUAGAGUACGAAAGCCUCCAGGGGAUUUCUGGCUUAAAACCAACCGGAUUCCGCAAGCGUUCUUCCAGCAUAGACGACACAGAUGCCUACACCAUGACCUCCAUCCUGCAACAGCUGAGCUAUUUUUAUACCACAAUGUGUCAGAAUGGCUUGGACUCGGAGCUUCUGAAGCAAGCAGUCAAGCAGCUUUUCUUUCUGAUUGGAGCAGUCACCCUUAAUAGUCUUUUCCUCCGUAAGGACAUGUGCUCUUGUCGAAAAGGAAUGCAGAUAAGGUGUAAUAUCAGCUACCUGGAAGAAUGGCUGAAGGAGAAGAAUCUGCAGAGCAGCUCCGCCAAGGAGACCUUGGAGCCUCUUUCCCAAGCGGCUUGGCUCCUUCAAGUCAAAAAGAUCACAGAUGAGGAUGCCAAAGAGAUCUCUGAACGCUGCACAUCCCUGUCUGCUGUACAGAUAGUGAAGAUCCUCAACUCCUACACUCCCAUAGAUGAUUUUGAGAAAAGAGUGACUCCAUCAUUCGUCCGCAAAGUGCAGGCUAUGUUGAACAACAGAGAGAAUUCUCCACAACUGAUGCUUGAUGCAAAACAUCUCUUCCAAGUGACUUUUCCUUUCACCCCCUCACCAAAUGCUUUGGAAGCAAUACAAAUCCCCAACAGUUUCAAACUGGGCUUUCUCACCAGGAUAUAGCCAAAAGGAACAGAUGUGCCAUUCACCCUCUGCUCAAACUUUACUUCGUAAUGUACUUCCUUGUUUGCUGUAAAGUGAAGUUGUUUAAUAUAGAAGUUAAUUCUGAAAACUGAAACAGGAUGUAAGAAAUGGAGUACUGCCUACUUUCUGCUCCAGACUAAAGUCUUCUUCCGUUUUGUAACUCACUCCUCAUAGUUUACAAGUGCCCUGUAAUCAAAUCCAGCUCUGGACACUUUCACAGAGAGAACCUGACAAGGCAAUUCUCUGUAAUAUUUGGCUACAGUAUUUGUAACACUGUAAAUUUAUGUCACUGUAUAUGUGUGCCUUAAAGCUACUGUUGUCUAAGUGUGCAUAUGGUGAUAUAUGAAAAACAAAGGUGACUAUUAUAAUAUGCAAGUAUAUAUUGUGUCAAAUUAUUGUCACAGAUAAGGUAAUGGGGCUGUUCACACGAUCAAGAAUAGGGUAGGAGACACCUCCUACCCUCGUUCGAGAGGCUAUUUUUGAUCAUGUGAACUGCCCUAAUAUUUCACACAGGAGGCAAUUUAGAAAUGGAAGAAGCUGUCCAGAUGCAUGCAUGCAUUGAAAAACAAAUCUAAAAUGGAUGCAGUAAAGUGUUCCCAGAUAGAUGUCAUCUGGCGCUUCCACACUAACCUUUGUUGACUCUAAAGUUUUAAUUUUAAAUAUCUAUGUAAGUCUUUCAGAACCUUUAGGGUUGGGCAGUUUAGAAAUUGAAUUAAUUAAUCUUUUUAUGGCUGUGUACAGAAUCACAGCCUUAGUUCUUUUUAGAAAGUAAAAACUACUGUUUUACAGUAAUUUGUUUACUGAAAUAUCUUAAUAUUGAAAUAUUUGAAAGCAGCGGUGGAAACAUUAAAUAAUGGUGGACCAUU
Molecule: messenger RNA, 6573 nt
Organism: Hemicordylus capensis (graceful crag lizard)
Lineage: Eukaryota; Metazoa; Chordata; Lepidosauria; Squamata; Cordylidae
Gene: MYO5C
Product: myosin VC
Exons: 41
Coding region: 446-5686 (1746 amino acids)
Biological process (GO): vesicle transport along actin filament; actin filament organization
Cellular component (GO): vesicle; cytoplasm; myosin complex
Molecular function (GO): actin filament binding; ATP binding; microfilament motor activity
Source: RefSeq, a predicted model, not a curated record